AGUGGGGACGGGGAGAUGGAUAAACUGACCAUCAUCUCAGGAUGUCUCUUUUUGGCCGCGGAUAUCUUCGCCAUCGCCAGCAUCGCCAACCCCGACUGGAUCAACACCGGGGAGUCCGCCGCAGGUAGCAUUUUCACUUCAUAUCCAUCCACCCUGGAAAUCUUGGAACAUCUUGUCAUCUGCCCUGCUGCUGCCCUCCCUUCCCCAUCUGGAACAGCAUCAUUUUCCGGACCAGAGACCAUGCCUCCUUCCCUGGGAGCACUCACUGUGGGCCUUGUACGGCAGUGUCAAACAAUCCAUGGACGUGACAGGACAUGUAUCCCUCCCCGGCUUCCCCCUGAAUGGGUUACCACAUUAUUUUUCAUCAUCAUGGGAAUCAUUUCAUUGACUGUCACAUGUGGCUUGCUGGUGGCUUCCCAUUGGCGAAGAGAAGCUACAAAAUAUGCUCGUUGGAUAGCAUUCACUGGAAUGAUCCUUUUCUGUAUGGCUGCCCUAAUAUUUCCAAUAGGAUUUUACAUCAAUGAAGUUGGAGGUCAACCUUAUAAACUGCCCAACAAUACAGUAGUUGGGUCUUCAUAUGUACUAUUUGUCUUAUCAAUUUUCUUUACAAUAGUGGGACUUCUAUUUGCUGGCAAAGUUUGUUUACCUGGCUGAUGAAUGUCUAAACUGCUUGACUUCUUUUGUGGGAAAGAUGGAGGGUGGGGAAGACGAAGGCAAGGCAUCUCAGCAGUCCUGUUCUCAGGAGGAUGCUUAGAUGAAGCUAUCUGUUACUGAAAAGAGAAAUGUGUUGACUCGUUCUCACUAUGCACUUUGGAUUAAAAUGGAGAGCCUUUUCCAUAACCAAAUACAGACAACAUUGACUAAAUCUCCUGAGCAUAUUCAGGCAGUCAGGUCUGCACUGUGAUAGCAACCUAGUGAAGAAGAAUACUUUAUACUGAAAAGCAUAUGGCCCUAAGUGACUGUACCGUUCUGUUUUUGUCUGAUUAAUUUUUUUUAACUAUUUAUGAACUAAUGGUGGACCAGAUGGUUGCAAGAAAAGUUCAAGUGGGGCUGGCCUCACUUCCUAAGAUAUUAGUGUACAAAACUCCCAUGUGAUAAGAUAAACCUUUGGCCCCCAAAUGAAUUGCUGUUGCAUUACUGCGCCAAGAAGCCAAUAGAUCAAAAUGUGUUUGCUAAAAUAUGUGUUGAAAAAAACCUUUAAAUUCCCCAUUUUCUGUGUUUUAAAAAAAUUCAACAACAAAAAAACAUAUUAGGAAAUAUGUUCUUUUGGGGGUGGAGGGAAUCU
Phascolarctos cinereus (koala) is the source of this 1285-nucleotide messenger RNA. RefSeq names its product modulator of smoothened (gene MOSMO). Gene Ontology annotation, biological process: negative regulation of smoothened signaling pathway. The record is from RefSeq and is a predicted model, not a curated record. Lineage: Eukaryota; Metazoa; Chordata; Mammalia; Diprotodontia; Phascolarctidae. Gene Ontology annotation, cellular component: Golgi apparatus; ciliary membrane.